CUCCUCUUGCAUUGUGCAUACUUUCCCUAAGAAAAAAACAGCCUUUUCUCCUUUACUAAAUAUGGAGCUCACCGUCUUCCUUGUUUUCUCACUUCUUGUCCACGGAGCUUUUGGUAAUAAUGGAGAAAUUGUGUGUGAAGAUUUGUUAGUAGGAAUGUGUGCCUACUCAGUUGCUUCCUCCGGUAAUCGCUGCUCUUUGGAGACUUAUGAAUCAAGUGAAGGAACAACAGGAUACCAAUGCAAGACCUUAGAGGUAGUAGUGGCAGAUAAUGGCAUAGCAAAUUUGAUUGAAAGUGAUGAGUGCAUAAGUGCUUGUGGAGCUGAUAGGAACUCUGUUGGCAUUUCUUCUGAUUCACUUCUUGAAUCAACAUUCACUUCUAAGCUUUGCUCUCAAGAAUGCUACCAAAAUUGCCCCAACAUUAUUGAUCUUUACUACAAUUUGGCUUUGGGAGAAGGGGUGUACUUGCCAGCAUUUUGCAUGGGGAGAAAAUUGAACGGACGCCGUGAAAUGAGCCAAAUCCAAAGUUCAGGUGUGGCGUGGGCACCGUCAACCACCUCAGACAGAUAUGGUCGACAGUUGAGUGAAGGCCCUGCUGCAAGUGCUGCACUCACAUUCGAUAAUUCGGAAGCUGCUGCUCCAUGGUGAUGCUGAAGUUACAUAUGUACCAUUUCUGAUCAUAUCUCCAAUGCAUUAGUCCUAUAUAUGUAUGGCCAUAUUAUUAUUCAUGUAUUGCUCUGGUUACACAUUUUCUUUUUUGUUGUUUGCUUUACUAAAUAAUCUAUAGAAAUUUGAGGAUUACUUCAGUUGUCAU
This is a messenger RNA of Lycium ferocissimum, 812 nucleotides long. RefSeq lists its product as uncharacterized. The coding region runs from base 62 to 646 and encodes 194 amino acids. The record is from RefSeq and is a predicted model, not a curated record. NCBI's taxonomy places the organism in Eukaryota, Viridiplantae, Streptophyta, Magnoliopsida, Solanales, Solanaceae. The transcript is spliced from 3 exons.